GCGACACGUGUCAGUACCAACCUUCAAGCUCGAACACGACAAAUCAAGAAGUUUCCUUUUCCUUCUUCUCAACCCCUUCAUUCCCUCUCUCAAUAUUCCAUAAAUUUUGCCCUCCCCGCGAAGAUAUUCGAAACCGCCGUAAACCCAACAACCGCCGAGUAGAAAAUUCCUCAUAUUUACCAAAAAAGUUUCGAUUUUUUCAGUCGAUUUUGAAGUGAUAGUGUCGGAAUUUCACUCCGCCGCCCGAAGGAUGUGGAACCAGCCGUACCGGAAAGAUGACGUGGAAGCCGGAUCACGGCCGCUGUACCCGAUGAUGCUGGAGAAUCCAGAGCUCCGUUGGUCCUUCAUCCGGAAGAUAUACACGAUAAUCAGUGUGCAGUUGCUGCUCACGAUUGCGGUCGCUGCCGUUGUUGUUUCGGUUCACCCGAUUUCGCGGUUCUUCGCCACCACCGGCGCCGGUUUGGCUUUGUACAUUGUUCUUAUCAUCACCCCUUUCAUUGUGUUGUGUCCGUUGUAUUAUUAUUACCAGAAGCACCCUGUGAAUUAUUUCUUGCUUGGGCUGUUUACUGUGUCCCUGGCGUUUGUGGUGGGGUUGACCUGUGCUUUCACCAGUGGGAAAGUCAUUCUGGAAUCUGUUAUCCUAACCGCUGUUGUGGUAGUUAGUCUCACUCUAUAUACAUUUUGGGCUGCAAAGAGAGGCCAUGACUUCAAUUUCUUGGGGCCAUUCUUGUUUGGUGCUGUUAUGGUUCUCAUGCUGUUUGCACUUAUACAAAUCUUUUUCCCAUUAGGUCGAAUAAGCGUGAUGAUCUAUGGCUGCCUUGCCUCGAUAAUCUUCUGUGGUUACAUCAUAUAUGACACGGAUAACCUUAUCAAACGCUACACGUAUGACGAGUACAUAUGGGCUGCCGUUGCUUUGUAUUUGGAUGUGAUUAACCUCUUCCUCUCGCUUAUGACCGUUUUCAGAGCUGCUGACAGCUGAGAAAUCGCCAUUUUUGCUGUCUGUAUGUAUGUAUACGUAUGGGUUUGAUAUUUUCUAAAUGUAUUCAGUAUUUUUUUUUUUUAUCUUACAGAGAAAGUUGUACGUCAUGGAUGGAUAGUUCUCUUCUAACUAUGAAUAAAUAUGUAGUGGAUGAGUUUUUAUGUUAAUAAAUAAGGAGGGCAAAGUGAAUGUAAAAUGAGUCAUUCUACAUGUAAAUGUCAAAGUUAAUUGACAGAUUCAUAAUCAAUAGUAACUGGAU
Molecule: messenger RNA, 1238 nt
Organism: Striga asiatica
Lineage: Eukaryota; Viridiplantae; Streptophyta; Magnoliopsida; Lamiales; Orobanchaceae
Source: the annotation of a GenBank genome assembly